This is a messenger RNA of Mauremys mutica (yellowpond turtle), 3702 nucleotides long. RefSeq names its product zinc finger protein 501-like. Bases 102 to 1550 code for a protein of 482 amino acids. Gene Ontology annotation, biological process: negative regulation of transcription by RNA polymerase II. NCBI's taxonomy places the organism in Eukaryota, Metazoa, Chordata, Testudines, Geoemydidae. The transcript is spliced from 3 exons. Gene Ontology annotation, molecular function: DNA-binding transcription repressor activity, RNA polymerase II-specific. The record is from RefSeq and is a predicted model, not a curated record.
AGCUUUCAAAGGGGCAUAAAUCCAGCAUUGUCCUAUCUGUGUUGUUUCUCGGCUGCAGACACAAUCCCUGUUCACCUCCCUCGUUGGGACUAGCUCCAGCCAUGGGGAGGGCUCUGGGCUCUGCAGGUUUAGAAAGAGGUAGGGGUUUAAGUCCAGAGCCGUGUGUGAGUCAGCAAGGCCCUCAGAGCGCACAGAUCCUGGGAACGCCUAGUGAGGGUGUAGUAAUAAUUCAGCUCACCUCCCCAGACAUCUUCUUCUGUGCAAGGGGGCUCAGUGACCAUGUUCCCGUCCUCUUGGAUUCCACGUUUCUGCAGCAGAGCACAGGAUUUCCCAUUGCCAAACCUGAGCUGAUUGCCCGCCUGGAGCAAGGGGAAGAGCCUUGGGUGCCGGAUCUCCAGGCCUGCAAGGAAAGACAGCUUCUGAGAUGCACCCGCACAGCAGGUGCUGAACGAGGGAGUGAGAACGAGGAGGGGAAUCAACAUCAGGAAGUUCCUGGAGAAGUGCAACCACAGGCGACCUUUGUGGGAAGAGGUGAAGGGAAUUUUUCCCAGUGCUGGGAAGAGGGAGAAGCCUGGGGAAAUUGGCACAUGUCAGAGAGUCUUCUGGGAAACCACCCAAGGAAGAAAGUGGGUGAAUCUAUUAAUGGUGGGGGAGGAGACGAAGAUCCCAGAAUGCAGCAAACAAAUUCCAAGGAAGAGACACCCUGUCACCGCCUGCAGUGUGGGAAAGGAUUCAUUGUGAGAUCACAGCUUGUGACAGAUCAGACAAUCCAUACCGGAAAGAAACCCCUUCAAUGCUUGGACCGUGGGGAAACCUUCAAUAAGCUCUCAGAUCUUAAUAACCAUGGGAGAAGCCACACUGGAGAGAAGCCCAUUCAGUGCCUUGAGUGUGGGAAAUGUUUCAGGUCAAAAUCAGCACUAAAUUCACAUGAGAAAAGCCACACAGAAGAGAGACCUCAUAAGUGCUUGGACUGUGGGAAAAGUUUCAAGCGGAAGUCAGACCUUGUUAAACAUCAGGCAGUCCACACAGGAGAGAGACCCCACAAGUGCUUGGACUGUGGGAAAAGUUUCAAGCGGAGAGCAUCCCUUCUUAUUCAUCAGGCCAUCCACACAGGAGAGAGAUCCCAUAAGUGCUUGGACUGUGGAAAAAGUUUCACUUGGAGAUCAUCCCUUGUUAAUCAUCAGGCAGUCCACUCAGGAGAGAGACCCCAUAAGUGCUUGGACUGUGGGAAACGUUUCACACGGAGAACAGGCCUUGUUAAACAUCAGGCAGUCCACUCAGGAGAGAGACCUCAUAAGUGCUUGGACUGUGGGAAAAGUUUCACAUGGAAGUCAAACCUUGUUAUUCAUCAAGGAAUCCACACAGGAGAGAGACCCUAUAUGUGCUUGGACUGUGGGAAAAGUUUCAUACAGAGGUCAAUCCUUGGUAAACAUCAGGCAAUCCAUAAAGGAGAGAGACCUCAUAAGUGCUUGGAGUGUGGGAAAAGUUUCAUACGGAGGUCAGACCUCAUUAAACAUGGAAGAAUCCACACAAGAUGUAAAAUUCUAUGACCCAUGGCAAGAAAAUGUUAAGCAACUUGCAUGUAAUUGACUCAGAUUCAACCUUUAGAGAAAGCAGCGAAGAAUCCUGUGGCACCUUAUAGACUAACAGACAUUUGUUAGUUUAUAAGGUGCCACAGGAUUUUUUUGCUGCUUUUACAGAUCCAGCCUAACACGGCUACCCCUAUGAACCUUUAGAGAGAGAUUUUAAAAGUGUGUCCACCUUAGAUAAGCUAGAGAUUGAAAUGUAAACAUGUAUUGUUGAAGACUUGGAAGAAGAGGGGUAACUGUAGUGGUCUAUGUUUAGCUAUAUCUUGUUAGAGGUUAACAAUUUAUCCCAAGGGUUCCUGUGUUCUGUUCACUCAGAGAUCAAUAAUUCAGUGAUUAUACCUGUCGCCCCUGCCACCUGUCCAAUUCUAGCUCAGUCUCAUUGAAUUUGCUGGGGGUAGGGGCUGAAAGAUGGAGGGAAUGUUUAUAGCUGAAAUCACCAAAAUGUGUUUUGGAAGGUUAAUGUCAAUGGGAUCUGUUCCGCUCUCCUGCUCGGACAUUUUCCAGAAAGGAGCAGGUGUUACCAUCUUGGCUACCAAUCCCCACGGUGACUCUCUACACUAGCAAUUCUCAAACUGUGGGGCAGAGCCUCCCAAUGGAGGCUCAGGAAUGUGUCAAGGGAGGUGUGACCUCUGUGGGUUGUUGUUUUUUUUAAAAGAGCACUGGCUGUCGGCCCUGGGUGGUUGGGGCUCAUGAAGAAGGAACAGGCCUAUCUGGGAGGUGGGGAUAAAUGCUCAGGCUCUCAAGCCCAGGUGGAGCAGCAGCACAGAAGUAAGGGUGGCAGUGGGGUGAUAAGUCUUUUCACGUGGCCACCCUAACUUCUGUGCUGCUAUUGGAGUCUUUCAGAGCUGGGUACAUCGCCAGCAACUACUCUGCCAUUAGAGCUGGGUGGCCAUAUAUGUGCUUGUGAGGGUGGGGGCGUAAAUGAUCACAGACACAUGGAAGGGGGUGUGUGAUGAAACACAUGUGAGAGCCACUGGUCUACACUAUUAUGGCCACCACGUUUAGAAAAUGAUAAACGUACAAAGUAUGUCUUGUGAGAGGUCAUAGAAAAAGUCGUCAUGUGCUGAAUAUUAUUGUCUGGUUAAAAUGUCUCUCAAGAUUCCUGCGCUCCCCUGCUCCGUCCGGGAGCAUUGCAGAGCUGAAUCCGAGGCCCCCCCCCCCCCCCCCCGCCCUGGCAGGGAGCGCCAUGGAACUGAAGCUGGCAUUUCCCCACAUCCCCGAAGCCGGGAGCAGUGGGGAGGCUGAAAAUGGAAUCCCCAACGCCCCCUGAAGCUGUGAGUUGUACUGGGAGCCUCCCUGCAACUACACAGCCCCUAGCUUCCUCAUGCCUGCACCCUGAGCUUCCCCCCUGCCCGCAUACAGUCCUUAGCUACCCCCCUGCCCGCACCCGAAGCAGUUUUCAAACUUUUUGAACUGAGUCUUCCCCUUUGAGUUAUAUUUUUGGUUGCAUCCCCCCACUACCCAGACAGGUGGGGGGCUUCCUGAGUGAGUCAGGGGGUGAGUCAACGCCCUCUCUGGACCCUGUUGUGUGGAACUGGCUUGAGCCCAGCCAGCCCUUGUCCCCCCAAAUAGAAGUAAAACUAUGCCUACGCCCAAGGGUGUCCCCCUCUCCCAGAGCCUCACACUCCGCUGCCCUCUCCCCCCCCCUCGCUUGGGCCCUAGCAUUUUUAUAGGAUGCAGAAGGGGGCCUCAGCAAGAGAAAGGUUGAGAACCCCUGCCCUGAAGGACGGCUGGACGCUCACUUACGCCAUAGACUGACUGUCGCCUGCUCCUCAGCUGCGGCGUGAGCCUCAAAGAGGAGAGUGGUAUAAAAACAUAAGCAAGAAUUGUCUCCAUUUUCACAUCUUCCCCCAUCUUUAAAGAUGGCAACAAGGUGGCUUUAAAAGCAACACGGGCUUUGUACUGGGGAGGGUGGAUCAAGGCUGGCAGAUAAUCCAGCCUGGGUACUAAGAACUGUGAACUUCCUGCAACAUCCGGUGGGGUGGGAAAUCCUGUUUGCUUCGCAUCUUCCUUAGCUUGGUAAAAUUUAAGAUUUAAAAUGCAUGUUUUAAUUUUAUUUUUGUAACUAGUUCUAACUGUUUACAUCUUUCUCACUUGAAAACCCCCCAACUCC